UAAAGAUUGAUUUAUUAUGAAUUUUAUGAGUGUCCGAUUAAUAUAAGGUUAUGAAUUAUUAUGGACUGUUAUUUACUGAAGAAAAUGUCUGAUGUGAUUUUGUUCUGCUUGUGUUUGUGGAGUUUGGUGGGUGUGUUUGGUAGUGAGUUUGUGUCAGUGAUGGAGGGAGAUUCUGUCACUUUAUCUGUCAGUCUCACUGAAACACAGAUUAAAGAGGGAAUCGCCUGGAAGUUUAGAUCUCAAGAAAUGACCGCACCAGAAACAACCAUAGCUGAACUAGAAGAUAAGGGAGAUAAAGUUCGUUUCUACAAAGAUAGAGCUGAAGGAAGAUUCAGAGACAGACUGAAGUUAAACAAACGGUAACACUUUAUUUCGAUAGUCCACUUUAGACAUUUUACUAACUAUAAGUAACUUUGAAACUUACUUAUAACUACGUAUCAACUACCAAUCUUUAGAGAAUUAGUAGACUGUCUGCUUAAUAUCUACUAACACUUUAUUGUGAUGAUAUCUCAACAGACAUUCAACUGACUAUAAGUAUCUUUGCAGGUGCAUGUCAACUUAUUCCACUAACCCAAACCUCCUCCCUAACCCCAACCCUUACACUCUACUAAUACACUAAUGACAGUUAGUUGACGUAUAGUUGCAAAUUAUUGAAAGUUAGUUGACAUGUAGUUGCAAAGUUAUUUAUAGUUAGUAGAAUGUCUAAAGUGGACUAUCAAAAUAAAGUGAAACCAAACAAACACACUGGAUCUCUGAUCAUCACUAACACCAACAUCACACACACUGGACUUUAUAAAGUCAUCAACACCAAGACAAAAGAUCAACUUAAAACAUUCAAUCUUACUGUCUAUGCUCGUCUGCCCGUUCCUGUCAUCAGCAGAGUUUCUUCAUCAUCAUCAGAAAGAUCAUCAUGUGUGUUAUUGUGUUCAGUGUUGAAUGUGAGAGAUGUGAGUCUGUCCUGGUACAAAGGAAACAGUUUAUUGUCCAGCAUCAGUGUGUCUGAUCUUAUAAACAGCAUCUUUCUGGAGUAUCUGAAUGAUUCUUACAGCUGUGUGGUGAACAAUCCCAUCAGUAAUCAAACUCAACAUCUCAACACUGAUCUCUGUCAGACAUCUCAAGUGAAAGAAGUCGUCUACUGCUGUUGUGGUUUUACUGAACUUGUGAUCCAAUUGGUGGUCUCUGUUCUGGUGGGCGUGGCUGCUGUUGGUUUUGUGGUUUAUGACAUCAGAUCCAGAAGAGAUGAAGAGAAGAGGAUGAGAUCAGAUAAACCCCACUAAACCUUUUCAGUCCAUUUAUUAUAGUUAUCACACAUUAUUCAUUAUA
Messenger RNA from Paramisgurnus dabryanus, 1323 nucleotides. The record is from RefSeq and is a predicted model, not a curated record. NCBI's taxonomy places the organism in Eukaryota, Metazoa, Chordata, Actinopteri, Cypriniformes, Cobitidae.